ACGAAGUUGGAUAUGGGAUACGAAUGGGCCGAUUCAGUGGGCAGGAUGAAGCUGCGGAGGUUGGACGUUAGCUUCAACCCUAAUGUGACAGACAAGUGGCUGGCGAGGGCCUCCCGGGGCUUCGGACAACUCAAUGAACUGCUUUUGGAACGCUGUGCGGGUCUUACCGGCCGGGGGGCAAGAACGGCGUGCACCGCGGCAGGCCCGGCGCUGCAAGGCCUGCAGCUGGGCUCCAAUACCCAGCUGUCUAAUUGCUUCAUCGAGGAGAUUGUCCGGGCUUGCCCCAACCUCGUGUGGCUAGACAUAUCCUUCUGCCACGGGAUAACGACUUACAUAGUGGAACAGGUGGCAAAUGCGCGUACAGUCCGGACCAAGAGGAUGCGGCUGGUAGCCGAGUGUACCUACGUCGAGGACGAUGAGGAGGGCCUAUUCCCGUGGAUAAUCGCCGAAUUCGGCGACAACUAUACAGCCAACAGCCUUCUUAAUUCUUAUUCCUUUCCAUGUAAUACCAAGAAAAAAGAUGUCAAGCCGUAA
This is a messenger RNA of Cydia amplana, 534 nucleotides long. RefSeq lists its product as uncharacterized. The record is from RefSeq and is a predicted model, not a curated record. NCBI's taxonomy places the organism in Eukaryota, Metazoa, Arthropoda, Insecta, Lepidoptera, Tortricidae. The transcript has 4 exons. The coding region runs from base 13 to 534 and encodes 173 amino acids.